CUGAAAAUGAAAUGAAAAACCGCGUAGUUGUUGCAGGAGUCACCAACGAAGAGACUGGUGGCAUUCUUCACUCGUCAUACUUUAUUUGAUAUUAUCGUCGUUUCAGCAUUUUUGUUAUUACUUUUGGGACACUCUUCCACCAUGGUCCAGAUGGGUGCGAAGACGACGACCAUAACAGAGUCGGAUAUGUUACAGCAACAGGAAACGUGCCAGUUAAAAAACGACCAAAAGGAACAGAAGACGACCAACUACGACGGGGAACAGUCUGCGCAACUCCCCGUCAGCAAGCAGGAAAUCAUAUGGAUGAACGUCGUGUUCAUCACUUUGUUACACGUCUUGUCCGUAUACUGUUUUUGCAACUAUUUCUUCACCACGAAAUGGCAAACUUACUUAUGGUCUUUUAUAGUCGGCGGUAUUGGUGGAUUUGGAGUAACCGGCGGUGCACAUCGAUAUUUCACACAUCGAUCGUUCAAAGCGAAAUUACCAUUACAAAUAAUACUCUUAUUGUGUUACACAGUAUCGGGACAGAACGACAUACCGGAUUGGGUUCGCGAUCACCGAGUGCAUCACAAGUUCAGCGAGACGGACGCCGACCCGCACAACGCCAACAGGGGUUUCUUCUUCUCGCACGUGGGUUGGCUGAUGCAGCGCAAACACCCAGACGUCUACAAACGAGGCAAGACCAUCGACAUGUCAGACAUCAACAACGAUCCACUGGUGCAGUUUCACACCAAACACUUUUUACUGUUCAAGAUGUUGUUUUGUUUCAUCAUACCAGUUUUGAUACCGGUGUACGGUUGGGAUGAAAACUGGGUGGAAGCCAUCAGCUCAGUGGCCAUUGUCCGGUACGUGUUGAACUUGAACUUCACGUGGUCCGUCAACAGCGUGGCUCACAUCUGGGGAAGCAAGCCGUAUGACAAACGCAUUCAACCGGCGCAGAACGUGAUGGUGUCCAUCUUGGCCAUGGGCGAGGGUUGGCACAACUAUCAUCACGUGUUCCCGUGGGACUACAGGGCGGCCGAAAUCGGUGGAUACCUGUUGAACACGACCACCCUGUGGCUAGACCUGUUCGCCAGCAUCGGUUGGGCGUACGAUCUCAAAGAGCCGUCCAAGCAGCUCGUCCAGCAGGUGGCCGUCAAUCACGGCGACGGAAGCUGGCGAGAGCAACCGGAAACGGCGCACACGCGGGACUAUAAGACUUCAUAAAMAUUAAUUUAUUACAAUGUAUAAUAUGAUCAUACGUCAUUACGUUAUUAUUGACGUUACGAUUAUUAUUAUUAUAUCAUUA
Messenger RNA from Diuraphis noxia (Russian wheat aphid), 1288 nucleotides. RefSeq names its product acyl-CoA Delta(11) desaturase-like. Gene Ontology annotation, cellular component: endoplasmic reticulum membrane. Gene Ontology annotation, molecular function: iron ion binding; stearoyl-CoA 9-desaturase activity. Lineage: Eukaryota; Metazoa; Arthropoda; Insecta; Hemiptera; Aphididae. Gene Ontology annotation, biological process: unsaturated fatty acid biosynthetic process. The record is from RefSeq and is a predicted model, not a curated record.